GAAGCUGAUCCUCUCGAGGUACAAAUGUAAAAGAGCACAAUUUUGUUGUUGAUUGUCCAUCAUGUUGCGCUGUAUUGGACUUCAGCGAAAGAUUCAUCUCUUUACACCACUGUCAACAUGCAUGGUCUCCAAAGGACGCUGCCUCCACCGUGAACCUCUUCACCCAGAAUGGGCUGAACUUGCAAGAAAACAGCUCAAAGGUGGUGAUCCAGAGAAAACAUUAACAUGGCAUACACCAGAGGGCAUAUCAUUAAAGCCACUUUAUACAAGUCGAGAUACUGAACAUACGCCAGAGGAAAUUCCUGGUAAAUACCCUUAUACCAGAGGACCAUACCCUACCAUGUAUACCAAUAAACCAUGGACCAUUAGACAGUAUGCUGGUUUUAGUACAGUAGAGGAAAGCAACAAGUUUUACAAGGACAACAUCAAAGCAGGACAACAGGGUCUCAGUGUAGCGUUUGACUUGGCAACUCACAGAGGGUAUGACUCUGACAAUCCAAGAGUGGUGGGUGAUGUAGGAAUGGCAGGAGUAGCAGUUGACUCUGUUGAAGAUAUGAAGGCUUUGUUUGAUGGAAUUCCUUUGGAUAAGAUGUCAGUAUCUAUGACAAUGAAUGGRGCUGUUCUUCCUGUCCUGGCAAUGUACAUUGUUGCAGCAGAGGAACAGGGAGCCAAGCCAGAGCAACUUGCAGGCACAAUUCAGAAUGAUAUUCUCAAAGAGUUCAUGGUCAGGAAUACCUAUAUCUACCCUCCUGAAACAUCAAUGAGGAUCAUUGGAGAUAUUUUUGCAUAUACUUCGCAGUGUAUGCCCAAGUACAACAGUAUUUCCAUAUCAGGAUACCACAUGCAAGAAGCUGGUGCUGAUGCAGUCCUAGAAAUGGCAUUUACUAUUGCAGACGGCAUUGAAUACUGCAGAACAGGACUCAAAGCUGGUCUAGAUAUUGACAUGUUUGCACCAAGAUUGUCUUUCUUUUGGGGAGUUGGAAUGAACUUCUACAUGGAGAUUGCUAAAAUGAGAGCAGCUAGAAGAUUGUGGGCUCAUUUGAUCAAAGAAAACUUUGACCCCAKCAAUCCAAGGUCAUGUCUGCUGAGGACACACUCACAGACAUCAGGGUGGUCACUGACUGAACAGGAUCCRUACAAUAAUAUCAUACGUACUGCAAUAGAAGCUAUGGCAGCAGUCUUUGGUGGUACRCAGUCUUUACAUACCAACUCAUUUGAUGAAGCUCUUGCUCUUCCAACUGUCUUCAGUGCCAGAAUUGCCAGAAACACACAGAUUAUUCUACAAGAAGAGUCAGGAAUUCCCAAUGUGGCAGAUCCGUGGGGUGGAUCCUACAUGAUGGAGAGCUUGACAGAUGAGAUCUAUCAAAAAGGUUUAGAGGUCAUCAAAGAGGUGGAGGAGCUUGGUGGAAUGGCAAAGGCUGUUGCAGCUGGAAUGCCAAAAUUGCGUAUUGAAGAAUGUGCAGCAAAACGGCAAGCAAGAAUUGACUCUGGAUCUGAGACCAUUGUUGGAGUCAACAAGUAUCGUUUAUCACACGAAGAUGAAGUGGAAGUUCUUGUUGUAGACAACACUCGUGUUAAAGAACAACAGCUUGAGAAAUUGAGGAAAGUUAGAGCCAAUCGAAAUGACGAAGAGGUAGAGAAAGCCCUUGACGCUMUCUCAGAGGCAACUAAAACUGGUGAUGGAAAUCUACUGGAACUUGCUGUCAUGGCUUCACGUGUGCGCUGUACGGUAGGAGAAAUAACCCAUGCCAUAGAAAAGGUUACUGGAAGACACAUCGCCAGCGAUCGUAUGGUCAGCGGGGCGUACAAGACAGARUACGGGGAAGCUGAUGAAAUAUGUCAGUGUAUUAAGAAAGUUGAGGAGUUUGUCGAGUCWGAGGGUCGYCGUCCCAGAAUCUUGGUAGCUAAAAUGGGACAAGAUGGCCACGAUAGAGGAGCYAAGGUCAUUGCGACUGGAUUUGCUGACCUUGGAUUUGACGUUGAUAUCGGACCUUUGUUUCAGACACCAACGGAAGUGGCACAACAAGCGGUGGAUGCUGAUGUUCACGUKGURGGGGUCAGCUCACAAGCUGCUGGCCAUAAAACACUUCUACCUGCACUGAUAGCAGAAAUGGCAAACAUGGGACGAAGUGACAUUGUGGUAGUGUGUGGCGGUGUAAUUCCCCCUCAAGAUUAUCAAUUCCUGUAUGAUUCUGGAGUCACUUGCAUCUUUGGGCCAG
Molecule: messenger RNA, 2219 nt
Organism: Exaiptasia diaphana
Lineage: Eukaryota; Metazoa; Cnidaria; Anthozoa; Actiniaria; Aiptasiidae
Product: methylmalonyl-CoA mutase, mitochondrial
Cellular component (GO): mitochondrion
Molecular function (GO): metal ion binding; cobalamin binding; methylmalonyl-CoA mutase activity
Source: RefSeq, a predicted model, not a curated record